AUGGCUUCGGAAGCCUCGGUAGAUGCUCUGAAAGUGGACGAGUCCCGCUUUCAAGGUGAAGGAUCCGACUUGACCCUCUUACAUUGGUUGAGACAUGCCGAACAAGCCAUAGAAUCACUCGAACCAUCCGACCUAUCUCCUACCAUCCCUUCCUUACAUGCCUUCUUCCUCAAAAUACUGCUUCCGACUGCUCAACCGACUUUACCCAAACCAGGUAGACCCAUCAGACAUCUAGUCGUGCGAUGUCUCGUCAAACUUCAUCAGAGGGUAGAGUCCAGGAGUUUGUUCGAUUUUGUGCAAGCUCUGACGAGAGCAGUGGGAGAUGGUGGAAAUAAGAAUAUGAGCGCGAACGAGAAUGUCGCAAGAGUAGCGAGCUGGUAUGCUAUUGGCGAGAUCAUCAAAGUCCAUGGAGCCAAUAUGAUGUCUUUCAUGGGUGAAAUCUGUACAUCUUCAACCAAAGUAUUGAAAAAUUCCAAUCUUUCCGUCAUUCUACGAGUCCAUGCUAUCCUUGCAUUCUCAAAAUCCCUCCAGUCAGCCGGCAAAGCUCUUCCAGAUGGAUUGUUGAGAGAUCUCCUCAAGUCACUCCGCAACGGUAUACAAGACAAGGCUCUUCCCGUUCAGCGAGCUUGCGCCGAAGCGUUUGUGUCACUUCAUACCAACACAUCACUACUCCAACUUGAGCAAACAAUAGAUAUGGUCACCCCCUUAGUCCUGAAGAGCUUGGAAGGAGCGGAUUAUCUGACGAGGAGGUCAUUGAGUCGACUACUUGCUCAUUUCAUAGCUGCAAGUCAAGUGCCAGGAUCAGGAGUAGCACCUACAGAAUCAAGCAAGAAAGGUUCAGCCAAAGAAGGUGAAGACAAUUCGAAUGAACCGACGGUGAUGACAUCAGCAGCCCAAGAUAAAUCGUCCAAAACUCUACUCAACACCCAGGAAAUGCUCAAAUACCUCUCAGUACCAUAUAACAAACCCCACACUCCUCGAAGACUAAGAAAUGCCAUAAUCGAUGUAUACGCUACCCUUUUCACUUUCCUUGGAGGAGACUAUGUCGAAGCUCAUUAUGCCGAGAUCGUCAAGCAUAUGAUGGACGAGAUAGUCAUAUUCCAAAGAGGUCAAACGUCAAGAUAUGAUACGCUCUCCACCAGAGACUCAGUCAUACUGUUACUUCGCGAUUUGAUCGGUGUCAGAUUGUUAUCGGAGCCAGGUCAAGUCUCGGCGAUUCGUGAAUUGACGAAUAGCUAUUUGAAGAAAUGGCAGCCUACCCCUCUACCUGGUCAACCAAAGAUGAACAACCAAGUUCUUAUAAUCGCUUUACGGGAAAUCGCUGGAUUACUAGAACAGCUCGGUAAUGCACCUCCAUCGAUAAUCGAGUUAUUAGCGGAACCUCUAGUCCGCUUGCUAUCACACGAAUCAUACUCUAUCCGAUUGGCUGCUUCAUACACCCUAAGAAGGUUUUGUACCAUCAAUCCAAGUCAAUUACCUCGAAUGCUCAAUAUCCUCCUGGCGGAUGUGACUAAGGAUCUGGGUAUGCUUGGAACACCAACAGCAUCGAAGGAAUUACCUAAUCGUGUUAUCGGUAAAUCGUUCGCUCUUUCCGCUUUAAUCGCUGUCAGUCCAGCUAGACCGCUCUAUGUGUCGCACGAUAUCUCGUCAAAGGUAUUCGACUUAUCUGUGUCAUUACUCAAACAAGCUGGCGACCACGAAAUACCUAUUGCGAUGGUGGAAGUUCAAGUAGCUUGGUACCUCAUUGCAGCUCUUAUGAGUCUCGGUCCUUCUUUCGUCAAACUCCACUUACCUCAACUAUUGGUUUUGUGGAGAAACGCGUUACCAAAACCGACAAGCAAAGAUACCUCGGUUGGUGAGAGGGGAGAAGUGGAAUGCAGUUUCUUGCUAUUAGUGAGGGAGUGUACCCUGGCUGCUGUUUUGAACUUCUUACGGCACAAUCAAUCUUUAGUCAACAUCGAUGUGGCCAGAAGACUUUCCACAUUGUUUACCAACUCGCUCAACUUCGUCAAUGGAUUCGCCACUGCAUACGCCGAAGCGUUAAAAGAACAAGCCAAUAAUACUGCUGGUACUCAAUCACCCGUCUUUACCGCUCGACCAUCGUUAGUGGAAAGGGAAGCCAACUUACGUAGAAGGGUCUUACAAUGUUUCACGACCCUAGGGCCUUCCUCUGCGACGGAGUCGAUGCAAUCUGCCCUCCUGCAAGCUGCCAUAACGGUGUUUGCUGAUCCCGAAAAUUAUUCGGGUUCAGCUGCCCAGGCUGCUAUAGCUGCUCAAUCUGGUCAUUUCACUACUAUCUGGCAAUCUACCGACGGAUAUGCUUUUGGCGUGACUAGCUUGUUAGGUGCGAGAGAAGGUGAAGGUGGGAUCGAAGCUGAGGAGGCGUUCCUAAACAGAGAUAGAGUAGAAAUGGCUAUCGAAUCACAGCUAUCGCAUCCAAUCCUUGGAUCUUUAGAGCACGACUUCCUUGAAUUACUAGUAUCCAAACCUCUGCCUACUCCACCCAAACCUGCUCCUCCACAGACCGGAGUGAUAGACUCUGGAGUUGAGCUGUUCGCUGUCAUGUUCGCUCACCAAAACGCUGAAGGUCAAGUGCAAUCUCUCGCCACGCUGUCGAGUCACAUGCGAUCGAGUAAAUUGGAGAAGAACGCUGGAAGGAAACAAGCGGUCGUGGCUAAUACUAUGGCAGCGUUGAGGAAGAGUCUGGGCAAUGUUGAAAAUGCUGGUCAGAAGGCUAAGCGAUCCCUGGGAAGUGCGCAGGUCAGCGAUUUGAUCAAAUCGCUUUUACAGGAUGCUAUAUUCGAUCCUAGCCCUAGUAUUCGAUCUUCUGCGGCCGAGUCUAUGGGUAUCCUAUCUGCCUUAGCCGGAUCGUCCUACCUAUCAUCUCAAGUCCAAUGGCUAGUGGAUCAAGUGGUCAAUAAUCGAGUUCCCGAUUCUCGAGCCGGCUGUGCGCUGGCUUUCGGUGCGAUAUAUAGUAAUGUCGGAGGCUUAGCUGGUGGACCGAUCCUGAAAACUAUCGUCAACAUCUUGAUGUCUCUUGCCACCGAUCCUCAUCCAGUAGUCCACUUUUGGGCUAUGGCUGCUCUGACUCAAGUAAUCAACGCUGCGAAUCUGUCAUACGAGCCUUUCGUCCCCACCACUCUAGGAAUGUUAGCCAAUAUAUACAUGUUGGAAACUCAUGAACCCGAUGGCGGAUCGCUCGGAUCAGUCAACCUUCGAGGGGAUUUACCUGCCUAUCAAGUGAUCUGUCGAUUACUUCAUGCCCUCAUAGGUGUAUUGGGACCAGAAUUACAAGAACCUGGAAAGAUUCGAUCAUUGGUUUUCCUUUUGGUACAUGAAUUCAGCGAAGAAACGGACGAAGGUCUAGCGGUAGAAGCUAUAAAAUGUGUUCAACAAUUCUUAAUGUUCGCUCCGUCAGAAGUGGAUAUACCCAAGCUUGUGUCGACUUUCCGAUCUCACUUGGCAUCGACUAGAAGACCCCUGAAGGUUGCUGCUAUAACUGCUUUGUAUCAGAUCGUUCAGAGAGAUGCUGUACUGAUCAGUAAAAUCGGAGGAAAUCAACUAGUUGAGGAUCUAUUCGGACUAUUGGAUGAUGAUCCGUCGAUCGAAGGUGUUAGACAAGUGAUUACUUCAUGGUUGCAGCAGACUGCCGCUGCUCUACCUUCAGGUUGGAUAGAUCUCUGUCAGAGAAUCAUGACUCGUACCGUUGCUCAAAAGCAGAAACAGAACCUCUCUCAACAGCAAAAUACGGGUGGUGGAGGUGGACCUAAGUUCAUUGAUGAUGAAGGUGAAUCGUUCUCUGGUUCAGCAUCUGCUUCAGCCCAAACUUCCAAUGCUUUAUCAUCAAGAUGGAGAACCCAGCUGUUCGCUUUGGAGUGUCUCCAUGAGAUCAUCCAGUCUGUCAAAGAGCAUAAUAAACUGGAGAAUUUCAAUCCCAUCUUAGCUAAACAGAUGGGAUCCAACCCGAAACAUCUACUGUUCAGUAGGAUAGGCGAUCUGAUCAAGAUGGCUUUUAGUGCCAGUGCGGCGUUGGUCAUGCAGGUUAGAUUGCAGGGGCUGAUCGUUCUGAGGGAUGUCAUCGAGCACUUUGCCAAUUCUCCUGAUCCCGAUUUCGAAUCUUCCCUCUUACUCGAACAGCACCAAGCCCCCAUCGCCGCUGCUCUCACACCGUCCUUCGGAUCGGACUCUGCCCCUGAAGUGCUUGCUUCUGCAGUACAGGUCUGUGCGGUCUUUGUGGGAAGUGGUGUAGUCAAAGAAGUUGGUAGGAUGGGUAGGAUUUUGAAGCUUCUGACCGGAGCGCUGGAACAAUGUAAAUCCGGAGAAGUUGUCUCCCUUGGAGAUGUAGAUCAACUUUCCACCAACGCCGCUAUCAUGCUCAAGAUAUCAAUUCUCACGGCUUGGGCUGAACUCAAGAUAUCCAGUACGAAACAGGCAUACCUCACUGACGUUAUCAAGCCAUAUCGAUACCUCCUUGGACCGUUCUGGAUUGGUGCUUUGAGGGAUUAUGCACAGUUGCGCACUGAUCCUGAGAUGGGCGGUGGUGGGUUGAGCGGCAUGGGUGCAGGGCUGGAUAGUGGGAAUGCAGUAGGGAGAGAGGUCUUGUUGCCUUAUUACGAAGCCGCCGUGCCCAACCUAUUGCACGCCGUUGCCAUCUCCCUCUCACUGUCCGACCCAUUCGCUCUUGGCUCAAUGGACGGUCAAAGUUUUGAUUCCCCUUCGGAACCAGCCAAUUUCAGAUUAUCGGUCAAAGAAGAGCCCACCGCUAACUUCUAUAUCUUAUAUGGUCUCUCCUUCGAAUCGCUAUUGAAAUCACUUGGCGAUCAUUCCAGCGCUCCCUAUUCCAAGGCAUGUUUGAAAUUGAUGAGCAGCUUGGUCCGACCGGGUCUGAGCGGAACGAGGGUCUUCGAAUCGCAAAUCUUCGAUGAGCUGUGUACACUCACAUAUCGAAUUGGCUUGAGCGAGUUGGCCAGUGUGAAAUACGAGAUGAUCGAUUGUAUCUCGACCUAUGCCCUCUCACGUAAAGGUCUAGAAGGAAAGUUGGAUCAGGAACAUGUAAGGAGGAUAUUAGCCAUAAUUGUAUUCAAUCUUAGGAAUUGCAUCUCAUCAAAGGAAUUAAAUAUCAAAUCCAAUUUCUCUCAUCAAGAUUCUUUGGUAGACCGAACGAACCUCAUCAAAAUCAGUUUCAACAAUUACGGUAAAAUUGUUAACGAGUUGAUUGAUCAUUCACAAAGAGCCGAUCUGUUCGCUGUCGGAAUACACCUCUAUCUCGAUUUAUUGAUUGACGAAUCUACCCAAGGCGUGGAACUGGUUCAAGGUAGCUUGGGAUGCUUGAAAGGUUUGAUAGAAGGUUUUGUAGCUGGACAAGUACCUGGGGUAGAUAGUGCUGAGAGAGUCGUACAUGGUUUAUUGGGCGGGUGUCUAGCGAAUAUAGAUGAUAUGAGAACUCGAGUCAAUACAGCUUCGAACAUUAAGAUCAAAAAUAAUUUAUUGGCUAUCACCCUCGUUCUCACAACUUUACCUUCUGGGAUCAAAGUUAGUAAGAACUUGAUUGAGAGUGUGGCUUAUACUAUUGGUCAAUAUCUUGGUGCGGGUACGGAACGACCGGAGCUCGGUCUUACAGCCAUUCACUGCUCCUCGACCCUCCUCACUGCCUCAUUACGUCUCCUCCCUUCACCACUUGGACCCAACUCUCCUCCUGCACCGUCCCCUAUCCUUCAGCACGUCGCCUUGAACCUCCUAGGUCCAAUGAUCAACAAUUUGUCUGAAGUCGUGGUUUCUCAUGCUACUUCCUCUUCGGGAGACAAUAAUUCGUUGGAAGGGUUAAAGGAGAUAAUCAAAUCGUUGGUGAAUUACAUCACGACUCUACCUGAAGAAACGAAAUCAAGAGGAUACGGAAUUUUGUUGCCUACUUUAUGUUUAUUACUUGAUCCACCUGGAUCAUCCUCACCAUCGGGUCAAAGUCAAUUACAUACCAUCUCAACUGGUGUAAUGUUAGGUUUAGCUCAGUCAAAUCCUAUUUCAUUCAAGGAGGCGACUCAAGCGAUGGGAGAAGGUGAGAGGUCAGAAUUGGAAUUGGCCAUUAGAAAUGCUGUUGGUGGUAGGAAUCAGGGUGGAUCGAAUACUGGAAUGACAGGAGGAGGAGGAGCGGAAAAGAAAGGGAUUGAAUUGAAAUCUUUUGGUUGA
This is a messenger RNA of Kwoniella mangroviensis CBS 8507, 6183 nucleotides long. RefSeq lists its product as uncharacterized. Gene Ontology annotation, biological process: intracellular protein localization; endocytosis; retrograde transport, endosome to Golgi. Gene Ontology annotation, cellular component: membrane; Golgi apparatus; endocytic vesicle. NCBI's taxonomy places the organism in Eukaryota, Fungi, Basidiomycota, Tremellomycetes, Tremellales, Cryptococcaceae. Bases 1 to 6183 code for a protein of 2060 amino acids. The transcript has 11 exons. The record is from RefSeq and is a predicted model, not a curated record.